GAAUAGCAUGGAAUCGCCAGGGAGGUAGAGGGCUUUGUCGUUGCCUGCCACCAGCCCCUCAUCCUCACCGCUUCAAGAUUCGAGGGCCGGACACUGCUCGCUUCGCCUCCAGAACUCCACAGCAGCAGCACCUCACUCUGAAUCCGGCGAUAUGUCGAAAAAGGUCGUUGCAAUCGCCGCUGGGGAAGCCCAUACACUCGCUCUCAGCGGCGACGGAAACGUGUACUCGUGGGGAAGGGGGACGUUUGGGCGGCUGGGAACCGGGAAGGAGGAGGACGAGCUCUUCCCGGUCCCCAUCGCCUUGGGAGAUGCUUCGAAGAAGAAGAGGAGUUCUUUGGAGAAUGGACAGAUAGGGCGGCUGAAAUUUGUGGGAGUCGCUGCUGGUGCUUACCAUAGCCUCGCCUUGGAAGAUGAUGGAUCACUUUGGUCAUGGGGCUACAAUACCUAUGGCCAGCUUGGUCAUGGUGAGGAAAAUUCCUCGGUUCCUUGUCUGAUAGAGCGCUUCCAGGAACUGGGUUCUCCUGACUCUUUGGCAGGAGAAUCAAACAUAGACGGUGAAAGGACUCCAUUGAAGAUUUGUUCUGUCAAAGCUGGUGGAAUGAUGUCACUUGCCAUAGAUAGUCUGGGGGCUCUAUGGAUGUGGGGAAACUGCCCCCAGCCAACUGAUGAAGGGGGAUUCCGCCAGGUUAGUAGUUCUGUUCCGCUUCCUGUAUGGGAUUUCCAUGGCCACACUGUUGUUAAGGUGGCAUGUGGAAACGAGCAUGUGGUAGCUGCGGUUACUGCUGGAGAAACAUAUGCAGGAGGUGACCUGAUAUGCUAUGCCUGGGGCAGCAAUAGCCAUGGUCAGUUAGGAUUAGGUGACAAGGACAACAGACCACGUCCUGAAGUCAUUCCCACAUUCAACGAGGAGUCUUUUUGGGCUGUCUAUGAAAUUGCCUGUGGAGCUUUUCACACUGCUGUCCUAACUCAUAAGAAGUCAUAUGACCAGGAGAUAGAAUCAAAGUGCUGGACAUUUGGCCUUGGUGAAAAUGGGCAGCUUGGUCAUGGGACUACCAACAGCGCAAGCUUGCCAGAACCUGUAGAUGGUUUACCACAGGAUGCCUUUCUGAUUUCUCUUGAUUGUGGCCUUUUUCACACGUCUGUUGUCUCUUCAGCUGGAGAUGUAUGGUCUUGGGGGAUGGAGAAAGGUCUUGGGCUAUGCCCAGAUGCUAGCUUUACUGGAAGAGAUGCGGGGGAUGCACUCUCUCCCAUAAGGAUUCCAGCUCCUGAAACAAAUGGAAUCAGGUUCCCAGGUGCGGUGCAAGUCGCCUGUGGAGCAGCUCAUACGGUUCUUGUUGCUGGCGAUGGGUAUAAGCUUUGGGCUUGGGGUAGAGGCCGGAGUGGUGUACUAGGGACAGGCCAGACGGCUGAUAGUUUUGUUCCAUGUCUUGUGAUGUGGCCUCCUCUCGAUGAGGAUUUCAAGGAGGUCAGAGGGGUAAGAAACAGCAAAACGGAUGCUAGAGGUGAAGUUGGACAGACGGGGGAGAUGGAGCAGAGGUUGUCUAGAGCAAUGGAAGAGAUACAGAACCUGCAGUCGAAGCUGACAAUCAUGGAGCGAUAUGCUACCGUGCUGCAUGUUUCAAUCUUUCGAAAGCCUCUUGAUGAGCGAAACCUUCCACAAUCAUUGCACGACUCAGGUGUGUUUGAUAUUAGAAAGGAAUUGGAGAAUAUGAUGGAAGCAGCGGACACUGAUGAGCUUGCUCGAAUGGAGAUGUUCCACCGAAGCAUGCUUUCAAGUGUGAAGGACAAACUGAUGAAAAGAAAAGUACAAGAGAUGGUCAAAGAGUGUCUUCGUUCUUUAUCCACCGGGGGACAUGCUUACUAAAAUCAAUACAUCAAUCAUAUAAGCAAAAUAUAAGGAGCUCCUUUGUUGUAGAUGUGAAAUAAAUGACUGUUGGUAUGAUAGUUGAUAAAUUUGCAUAUUUAUGCUAUUUGCUUGUCAUAUAGAGUCCAUGAUUGCAACAGAUCCAUCGUAAUUUUUGCUCUUUGGAGAUUGGUUACAA
Molecule: messenger RNA, 2042 nt
Organism: Elaeis guineensis (African oil palm)
Lineage: Eukaryota; Viridiplantae; Streptophyta; Magnoliopsida; Arecales; Arecaceae
Product: ultraviolet-B receptor UVR8
Source: RefSeq, a predicted model, not a curated record